Messenger RNA from Adineta steineri, 1095 nucleotides. The record is from the annotation of a GenBank genome assembly. NCBI's taxonomy places the organism in Eukaryota, Metazoa, Rotifera, Eurotatoria, Adinetida, Adinetidae.
AUGGAAAACUUAUUCAUUGAAAUUGCACAAUUUUUAUCUGGUGUUUACUCUUUGAUCCUUAUACUUGUUGGUACACCAUUAAAUCUUCUAUGUUUUUACAUAUUUACACGUUUAGUACCCAAUCGUUCAAAUCCAACAAUAAUUGUUUUUGCACAUUUAGCUCUAAUUGAAUUACUCAUACCUUUUACAUGGAAUAUAAAUUAUGUUGUUCGUGAAUUAUUAUGGAAAUAUCAAAAAACAACUUCGAUUAAAAAUGUUGAACAACAUUCAUUGUUUAUAUGUAAACUGAUUGCCUAUGGCGCUUAUUUUUCUCUUCAAUGUGCUGCAUGGCUUAAAACAUUAGCAACAUUUGCACGAUGUGUUUCACUACAUAAUAAUUGGCCAUUAAAAAAUUGGUUAUCGAAACCAGUUGUUAUUCGACGUGUUAUUUGGUUUGUUGUUAUUCUUAUAGGUUUUUUAAAUUUUCCAAUAUUAAUUGUUAAUGGAAAACGUGAAUAUGUUAACGAUCAAUAUAAUCAAACCAAAAUCGAAAUUAAAUGUUAUCAAUCAAGUUUUUUUCAAUUUUGGGAAAUUGCCCAUUUAUUAUUAUAUAAUUUUAUUCCAUUUACAUUAAUGAUAUUUUGUAAUAUUUUAAUAAUUCGUCAAGUUCGAGAAUCUCGUAAUCGAACACAACGAUCAAAAUUAAGUGCAACAUCACCAAAACAUCAUCGUACAAAAACAAGUGAUGGUGGACGAUUAACAAAAACUUUAAUAUUAGUAACAAUAUUUUUUAUUCUAUUUACUUCACCUGCUGCAAUAUUUUAUAUAUUUUUUGGAAAAAAAAUUAAGAAUCAUAAGAAUUUAAUAACAAUGACUUUUAGUAAUUUAGCAACAACAAGUCAUGUUACUUCAUUUAUUAUUUAUUGGCUUACAUCAGCUGAUUUUCGAGAUGCAGCUAUUAGUGCUAUUUUUUGUCGACCAAUAACAUCUCAACGACAUUCAAUAGAAGAUAAACAACAUGAUAAACACAUUUCCGAUCAACCACCAUUAGCACCGCCAAUCGUUCAAUCUAAUGAUGUAGAUCAACGGAAAUUGCCUUUACUUCUUUCAUCAUAA